Molecule: messenger RNA, 2489 nt
Organism: Ornithorhynchus anatinus (platypus)
Lineage: Eukaryota; Metazoa; Chordata; Mammalia; Monotremata; Ornithorhynchidae
Product: plasma kallikrein-like
Exons: 15
Coding region: 141-2315 (724 amino acids)
Biological process (GO): proteolysis
Cellular component (GO): extracellular region
Molecular function (GO): serine-type endopeptidase activity; protein binding
Source: RefSeq, a predicted model, not a curated record
UGCUUGGCAUACAGUAAACACUUAGCAAAUACCAUCAUUAUUAGACAGGCAGCAGUGUCCUAAAGCCCCCCAGUAGUCCUCAAAGUGCCUAAUGAAUGACCACGCCACGCCCACCGAGAGACUAAAAUCCGCUGGGGCCAAUGGCCGGUAGAGUGCUGAGCCAGCAGGCCGGGAGGGACAGUAAGGUCAAUAUUGGCUUCUGGCCGAGCCUCCGGCCAAGUCGAGUCUCAGGCCAGGCCGAGCCUCCGGCCCGGCCGAACCGCCACAGAGAGACAAGGUGCAUUCGCAGCUCCGGCCCGGCCUGCAGGAUGCCGCCGGGUUGCCAGUGGGUUUAUUUCUUGGGCCUCUUCGCCACCGUGGCCAGUGACUGUGUGACGCGACUCCAAGAAGACAUCUUCUUCAAGGGCGGGGACUUGGCUGCCUUCUUCGCGCCCAGCGCCGAUCACUGCCGCCUUCUCUGCACCUUCCACCCGCGCUGCCUCCUCUUCAGCUUCCUCCCCGCGCACACCUUGCAGGAUGAAAGCCGCUGGUUCCGCUGCUACUUGAAGGACAGCGUCACAGAAACCCUGCCCCGCGUGACUGUGGCCGGGGCCGUCUCGGGACAUUCCUUCAAGCACUGCGGCCAUCUCAUCAGCCUGUGCAGCCGCGAGGUCCACCCCGGGCUGGACAUGCGGGGGACCAACCACAACCGCAGCUGGGCCCGGAGUGAGGACGAAUGCCAGCGGAGGUGCACGGACGACGCCCGAUGCCAGUUCUUCACCUUCGCCACGCAACGCUUCCACAGCGCUGCCAACCGGAAUGCCUGUCUGCUGAAACACAGCUCAACGGGUACUCCGACCACAAUCAAGAUGAUGGAUGGGGUGGUGUCUGGAUUCUCUCUAAAGGCUUGUGCCCUCUCCCAUUUGGGUUGUACCCGAGACAUUUUCCAGGACAUGGCCUUUUCCGAUGAUGAUGUGGCCAAGAUGGUGACCCCAGAUGCCUUUGUCUGCCAAACUGCUUGCACUUACCAUCCUAGCUGCCUCUUUUUCACCUUCCACACCAAUGCGUGGACUCCAGAGGCCCAGAGGAACAUUUGUCUCCUUAAGACGUCGCAAAGCGGGUCACCCAGCUCUUCCCUGCCGACGCCGCAUGCUGUGUCAGGUUACAGCCUCCUAGCCUGCCAGGGCCCUCUGCCUGAGACUUGCCACAGGAAAGUGUACCCUGGCAUGGCUUUUGAGGGGGAUAAGCUGAGGCAGGUCCUGGUUAGUGGGGUCGACGCCUGCCAGAAGAACUGCACGGACACCCUCCGCUGUCAGUUCUUCACCUACGCCUCCCUGCCCACCGAAUGCCAGGGCGACAGGUGUGAGUGCUCCCUGAUGAUGUCGUCAGACGGCGCACCCUCGAAGGUUGUCCCCGGGGUCGGACGGGCCUCUGGCUACUCCUUGAGGUUGUGCAGGACUGGGGUCGGCCCAGUGUGUUCCACGAAGACCAACGUCAGGGUUGUAGGCGGGACCAAGUCUGCUCCAGGCGAGUGGCCGUGGCAGGUCAGCCUACACGUCAAGAAGUCGACCCAGCAUCUCCUGUGCGGAGGCUCCAUUAUUGGGCCUCGGUGGAUCCUGACAGCAGCCCACUGCUUCGAUGGACUCAACCUCCCUGCACUCUGGCGUGUCUAUGGGGGCAUCUUGAACCAGUCAACCAUAGACGAGAACACCCCUUUCUCCAGAGUCCAAGAGAUCAUCAUCCACUCCCAAUACAAGGUCCUGAAUAGCGGCCACGACAUUGCCCUCAUGAAGCUUGAGUCUCCCCUGAAUUUCACAGAUCUCCAGCGGCCCAUCUGCCUGCCAACCCCGGAAGACACCGGUGUCACCCUGGCUAACUGCUGGGUCACGGGCUGGGGCUACUCAAGAGAGAAUGCCCCAGCUCCUCCUUCAACCCCCGCGCUGUGUCUCCCCAGGGGAGGUUCAGGCCAUCCUCCAGAAGGCCAAGAUUCCUGUGAUCAGCAACCUGGAGUGCCAGGAGCGCUAUCCGCAGCACAAAGUCACCAGCGGGAUGGUCUGCGCUGGCUACAAGGACGGCGGGAAAGACGCCUGCAAGGGAGACUCGGGGGGGCCCCUGGCGUGCAAGCACCACGGCGUCUGGCACCUGACUGGGGUCACCAGCUGGGGCGAAGGCUGUGCUCGCAAGGACCACCCCGGGGUGUACACCAGAGUGGCCGAAUACGUGGCCUGGAUCCAAGAGAACACGCAGACAAGGGACGAACCGGCUUCGCCCGAGCUGCCCACAUGAUGGUCUCGGCGGGUGGGCUCAGGUGGAAGCUGUCAUCUCUUCCCAGUUGAGCAGAGCUUAGGCUGCUGGUGGGGGUGGGAGUGGGGGCGGUAAGGGAGGGGGGUUAGUGCGAGGCUAUGGGUCAGUCUGGAAACUCAACCAAUCAAUCAUUCAUUAGAUGCUCUCAGCCUCUGAGAGGCUGCGUGGCCCUGGGAAUGUCAUUUAAUAAUGAUGGUAUUUGUUAA